AUGUUGUUAAAAGAAAAAUUUCAAACCAAGGCGAAUGAAAUUAAAACAUUUGCUGACACUAUCAGGGGUGAAGGGAGAGACAUGGAAGCGAUUUUGUUUUAUCAAAUCGCUGCCGAGUUUUAUGGAAAUCAAACGAAAGAAUGUUUGGUCGGGAUAUCGAAUUGCGCAAAGGGAAUCACAGAAUCUAUCGUGGUAAUGAUAAAACGUGAAAAGAGAUUGAAGCCGAUGGUACGAAUCCACGUGGUUCCACUGAUGCGUGACAUGCGAGAAAUGAUUCGACGAUCUGAUGACGUCAGUGAGGAAGAUCGGUGUUUGCAGGAAGUUUGGUGUUUGUAUUAUAUCGAAUACAGUGAAUAUUUGCUUGGUGACUGGAUUAUUCGUGAAAAAACAUUGGAAGAAGCGAUCGCUAUAAUGGAGAGGGUUUUCAAGGACAGAGCUGGAAAUUAUUUAGUGUACGCAGCUUGUUUGUACAAUCUCGGUGAAAUGAAAACACUUCCCGACCCAACGAGGCCUGUGAAUAUUACCGCAAAGCUAUUGCAGCUUAUGGGAAAGCUGAGGAUUUCAACGAUGAAACCAAAGCUGAAUGGACUAAAAUAUCUAAAAACAAAUUGCUAAGGGCGGAAAAACAACGUGAUACAUCAUUGGAUUCUUUAUCGAAUGAAAAUCAGCAAAACCCAAUAAACUUGAGCACUGUCGCAACCACUGUUGUAAAUAGUUAUGAUAACAGAUCAUCGGGAAUUCAGACAUACAACGCAGAUUCGUUUGAACGACUACUAAAAGAACGAAAAUACAACGAAGCUUAUGGCGUAUCGAAGAAACGAUUACAGCUCGACCCAGCUGUCAUUAGAUGCAAGGAUCUGGUCAGCCAUUACCGAUGUUGUAUGUUGGUUGGAGAGGCGGAAGAUGCGAUUCAAACCAAAGAUCAACUGAACAAGUUUUUAAAAGAGCAAUUCAAUAUCACUCCAAAUGAAAUCAAAACAUUUUAUGACACUAUCAAGAGUGAAGGAAAGGACACGGAAGCGACUUUAUUCAAUCAAAUCUUUGGAGAGUUUUAUGAAAAUCAAUCGAAAGCAGAUCUCCUGGCACUCAUGGUUGAGGAACCAAGCGUAUCGCAAGCUACGUCAUCGUUACAAGAAAUCCAAAUUAACCCACAAGGAUCACAGAGUGGAGUGACGUCACGGAGGCCAACCCUUGUAGAUAUUUUGUUAAUUGUGUCAGAAUCCGUUGGACAACUACUGCAAGAGGAAGAAUACGACCAAGCUUACGGCGUAUCCAGGAAACGUAUAAAGCUCGACCCAGCUGUCAUUCAAUCUAAAGAUCUGAUCAACCAUUACCGAUGUUGUAUGUUGGUUGGAGAGGCGGAAGAAGCGAAUAAAAUCAAAGAUCAACUGAAGACCAUAUUAAAUAAGAAAUUCCAAACCAAGGCGAAUAAAAUCGGAACAUUUGCUGACACUAUCAGGGGUAAAGGAAGAUACAUGGAAGCGAUUUUGUUUGAUCAAAUCGCUGCCGAGUUUUAUGGAAAUCAAUCGAAAGCAGGUUUGGUCAGGAUAUCGAAUUGCGCAGGGGGGAUCAAAGAAUCUAUUAGGGCAAUGUUAUCACGUGACAAAGGAUUGAAACCGAUCGUUCGAACCCAAGUGAUUCCACUGAUGCGUGACAUGCAAGAAAUGAUUCGACGAUCUGAUGACGUCAGUGAGGAAGAUCGGUGUUUGCUGGAAGUUUAUUGUUUGUGUCAUAUCGCAGUCGGCGAGGACUUAAUGGGUGACUUAAAUAGUGCUGAAAAAACAUUGAAAGACGUGAUCGCUAUUAUGAAAAGGGUUUUCAAGGAUAACGCUGAAAAGUAUUUAGUGUACGCACAAUGUUUGUACAAACUCAGUUCCACGUAUAACAACACUUCCCAACUCAACGAGGCCCGCGAAUGUUACCGCAAAGCGAUUGCAGCUUUUGGGAAAGCUGAGGAUAUUAACCAAUAACGAAGUGAUUGAAUAGAUGUAACAAUAAGGCGUGACUUCCAUGAGAAACCAGCAUUUACCUUUCCGUUAGGUGGCGGAUAUCUUAAGGAGUCUAUAGAUACACCAUACAGCAUUUCAAUUUGUGUUGAAUAAAAGGAAAAAUUUCAA
This is a messenger RNA of Ciona intestinalis (vase tunicate), 2117 nucleotides long. Lineage: Eukaryota; Metazoa; Chordata; Ascidiacea; Phlebobranchia; Cionidae. The record is from RefSeq and is a predicted model, not a curated record.